AUGAGCAAACCAAGUUUUGAAAUAGUUAAACAGGUUUACACCAUUAUGUCGGGUGUCCAAAGAAGCAAGGCUUUGGAGGUUUGCACAAAGUUGCGUAUCGCUGAGCACAUUGCUCCGGAAUCAUCGAAAUCCGUUGGGGAUCUAUCGAAGGAGUUGAAAGUCCACGAAGACACUCUCUACAGAUUCAUGAGAGCACUCACAUCGAUGAGUCUCUUCCAGGAAGAAGAGAUCACCGAUACCAAUAAGACGCAUGGUAUCUUCAAGCACACUCCAAUGUCACUCUGUCUCAGAGAUCAAGGUGUAAGAGAUAUGGUACUGAUGAGGGGAAGUCCUGGUCAAGUUCUCUCGUGGAAUGGACUGUUCAACUCUGUGAAGACUGGAAGAACCAACCAUCAGGAAUCACUAAACUAUCCGGACCUCUGGGAGUAUCUGAAAGAUCACAAAGAAGAGGAAGUACUUUUCAGUAAAGCAAUGACUGGAGUUACCAACAUGUUUGUUCCCGUCUUACUAUCGUUCAGCGAUUACUCUAAAUUUGAAAAAGUUGUUGAUUUGGGUGGAGGUCAAGGAUUGUUAUUAAAGAAUAUUUUGGCAAACUAUCCAAAUAUUAAAGAAGGAAUCAACUUUGAUAUAAAAUCUGUUAUUGAAAACAAUAGUCAUGGUGAAAAUCUCGAUAAGAGAUAUACUGACCAAUCUGGUGAUUUCUUUGUCUCUGUUCCAGAAUCAGAUUGUUAUGUUUUAAAGAGUAUCAUUCACGAUUGGAAUGAUGAGUGUGCAGUCAAUAUUUUCAAGACAAUCAGCAAAUCCAUUAGACCAGGUGGAAAAAUCUAUGUCUAUGAUUUAAUCAACGACUUGAAUCUCAAGAAUGAGAAGAAUCAAGCUGGUUGGAACGAUAUCCACAUGUUGAUGGUGUGCAACGGAAAGGAGAGAACUCCUCAGGAUUGGGAGUAUCUUGCCAAACAUUCGGGAUUCAAGAUCGAUGAGAUCAGACGUCACAGUACCAUUCCAAAUACUUUAGGUUUAACAAUCUUUUCUAAAAUCUAA
Messenger RNA from Heterostelium album PN500, 1041 nucleotides. It is a transcript of the gene omt4, whose product is annotated as O-methyltransferase family 2 protein. Gene Ontology annotation, molecular function: O-methyltransferase activity. The record is from RefSeq and is a predicted model, not a curated record. Bases 1 to 1041 code for a protein of 346 amino acids. The transcript has 2 exons. NCBI's taxonomy places the organism in Eukaryota, Evosea, Eumycetozoa, Acytosteliales, Acytosteliaceae.